ACGUACACCGAAAACGCCUGACGCAAACGGAAGAACGCGUUGCAGAGUGACGAGUUCGUGAUGGCGACCGGAGCAGACCAAGCUGUGGGUUUGGGUCUCGUUGGCUUCAGUCUAUUAUUGUUCACAUAUUACACCCUAUGGGUUAUAGUGCUGCCAUUCGUAGACAGUGAUCAUGUGAUCCACAGUUACUUUCUUCCUCGUGAGUACUCGGUCAUACUUCCAGGAGUAGCAGCACUGAUUCUUUUACUCUGUGUCGGCACCUUCAUAGGAGUAGUAACGUGGAAGAAUCGUAAACCAAAGAAAGUGGACUGAGGUUGUCCAGUGAUGAAAUCUCUCAGCUGCCCAAGACUGGACAUUAAAUUUAAACCCAGCUCUUCUCUGAAGCUUGCUGAUCGUUCCUAUAGACUCCUCCCAGCAGGCUGUGCAGCAGUAUGUAAGAGGCUGAUGAAAUCACCAGUGAUUUGUAAGAGGGCCCUGGCAACACUGCAUCUCUAUAAACAACAGGACACCAUACCCUAGCAUUGAAAACCCAGUGACCACAGCAACCUCAGCCACAGGACAGACCAUGUAACGAUUAGUUUAUAUGCGGAAUAUUCGACCUACUUAAAAGGAAUUCAAAUAACCAAUCAAUGGAAUUCCGUUCCUGGAAGCAUCUACUGUUACGUUAUGGUUUAGUCUGUCAGAACAACUAUUAUUAAAUUUGGUCACUGUUCAGUACAUUGCUGUUGCUAUGCAAUUGUGCUCCUGCGUUUGUCUUAGGUUGCAAAUAAAUAUUGUAGAAAUGUAUGCUAGUAAACAGUAAUGCAGCGAUACAUGCUAAAAUUUUUUGUUGUUGUUUUCAACAGUAAGGGGUGUGAAAUAUACCUAAGGUGACAAACUGUCAGUUGUUUGUUUUCUGUUUUUUUUUUUAACUUGCAGUAAAUAUUUCUAACAUUCAUUAAACUUAUGUAUUUCUUUUGUCCUGCCAGUUAAUGUACUAAAGAUUAAUGAUCUAAAGGGAAAUAAAGGGAAUUUCCCAUUUCUGUUUA
Astyanax mexicanus (Mexican tetra) is the source of this 1028-nucleotide messenger RNA. RefSeq names its product dolichyl-phosphate mannosyltransferase subunit 2, regulatory (gene dpm2). Gene Ontology annotation, cellular component: endoplasmic reticulum membrane; dolichol-phosphate-mannose synthase complex. Gene Ontology annotation, biological process: GPI anchor biosynthetic process. The coding region runs from base 61 to 312 and encodes 83 amino acids. The transcript is spliced from 4 exons. The record is from RefSeq and is a predicted model, not a curated record. Gene Ontology annotation, molecular function: enzyme regulator activity. Lineage: Eukaryota; Metazoa; Chordata; Actinopteri; Characiformes; Acestrorhamphidae.